Molecule: messenger RNA, 7286 nt
Organism: Perca fluviatilis (European perch)
Lineage: Eukaryota; Metazoa; Chordata; Actinopteri; Perciformes; Percidae
Gene: rims3
Product: regulating synaptic membrane exocytosis 3
Exons: 8
Coding region: 270-1244 (324 amino acids)
Biological process (GO): calcium ion-regulated exocytosis of neurotransmitter; regulation of synaptic plasticity; regulation of membrane potential
Cellular component (GO): presynaptic membrane; cytoskeleton of presynaptic active zone
Molecular function (GO): transmembrane transporter binding; small GTPase binding
Source: RefSeq, a predicted model, not a curated record
AACGUUAGUCGCUAACUGGCGCGUCUCUCACCGCUCCUUGGAUGCCGUGUGACCAGCAGCACUAAGCGGAGAAACCGUCCAGCAAACCGCCGUCCAGCACAGCAAAAAUAAAACCCAAACGAUGACCUUCUUACAGAUACGACAGAAGAAAACAGUUAUUUGACAACUUCCAACACCGCACUUUGCCUUCGCCGCUCCUUGCUGCAACGCCCCGCUCCAACUUUAAGGACCUCCCCCCCAGCCUAUCGGCCCUCCAGUCCAGCAGGACCAUGAUGCUUAGUAGCUCUGUGGAGGUGCCCAGCCCGGGUGGGCUGAGCGGCCUUAGCGGGCUGAGCGCAGCAGCUCGGAAUGUGGUGCGUUCCUCCAGCAUCUCUGGGGCCAUGUACAACCUGGAGAAGAGUCCCGGCAGCAGGGGCCCGGACUCCACAUCAUUGGCUGGCAACAAGAAGCGGCGCUCCAGUCUGGGCGCCAAGAUGGUGGCCAUUGUGGGGUUGUCCCAGUGGAGUAGGAGCACACAACAGCUCAACCAACAAGACGGCGGGACGAAGAAGCUUCGCAGCACCAUCCGACGGAGCACAGAGACCGGCAUCGCCGUCGACAUGAGGAACCGAGUGACACGGCAAGGCAGCAAGGACUCAACUGACGGCAGCACCAACUCAAACAGCUCUGACGGAACCUUUGUCUUCCCUACCACACGCCUGGGGCCUGAGAGCCAGUUCAGUGACUUUCUGGAUGGACUAGGCCCCGCUCAGAUCGUAGGCCGGCAAACGCUAGCUACACCCCCCAUGGGGGAUGUCCAUGUAGGCAUGGUAGACAGAGGAGGGCAGCUGGAGGUGGAGGUCAACCAGGCCAGAAGGUUGACCCCCAAACCGGGCUCCAAGAACACACCAGCGACUUACGUGAAGGUGUAUGUGCUGGAGAAUGGCGUGUGCUUGGCCAAGAAGAAAACCAAAGUAGUAAAGAAGAAUCUGGACCCCACCUACCAGCAGGCACUGUUGUUUGAUGAGAGUCCUCAAGGCAAAGUCCUACAGGUAAUAGUGUGGGGGGAUUACGGGCGCAUGGACCACAAGUGCUUCAUGGGAAUGGCCCAGAUCCUUCUCGAGGACUUGGACCUGUCUGCCACAGUCAGCGGCUGGUACAAGCUGUUCCCUACCUCCUCUCUGGCAGAUCCCAGCAUCGGACCCCUCACCAGACGCCUCUCCCAGUCCUCCCUGGAGAGCGCCACCAGCCCCUCGUGCACCUAAACACCCAGUAGACACCCACAUACGCAGGCAGAGUCAGACGCGGACACAAGUUCUGUAUAUACACAACGACUGUAUUCAAAUUGCAACACAGGUAGGCAUACACACACACACACACACACACACACGUACCCAUGUACCCAUCUGUGCAGGAAGACACAUUUGACAUACAGGUGCAAAUACCUGAUCUCAUCCACGUGAAUACACACACUGACACGCUGCCAUAUCCUUCACUACGUCCAUAUUCUCACUCACUGAUCAGUAUUUUAGUUGAGAAAACCAACUUCCAACUUGAGGUAGACUCAAUUUACCAGAACAUGUAGCACUUUUCACCGUCCCAUUUCAACACGUCCUACCGUGACACAGCAAAACUGCAUUCCAAGGUACCAGAUUUCCGUGGCACGACUCAUCCCAGGGCCAUUCCGAUGCCAGUUUAUAAACUCUCUAUGCCAAACUAAGGGGAAAAAAAACUUUAUUUUUUAAAACCAAAGCAAUUGUUGUUAUUAUUACUAUAAGUAGUAGGUGAUCUAGUAUACACUAUAAAGUAUGGAUAUGUAGCAGAGUCAAUGACUUAGAUGUAAUGCAAAAAAGAAGAUACAUUCUACACGCACGAGCUGAGAACGGCAGGCCAAACACAUACCUGGGCAACAGGCUUGGAUAUUCACAUAAUGGCUAUUAUGUGAUGUAGCAACACUGCUAUUCUAUAAUUUUCACAGGGCAGUUUAUAUAUAGAUAUACAUAUAUAUAUAUAAAUAGAUAGUUAGAUACUUAUUUGUGUUUAUAUAUGUAUCGGCUGCAUUCUGCAUGUUUAAAUGCAACCCUUGAGACAUUUGAAAGUGCUUCAAUCUUUUUAUUUAGCUUGCCUCGACUAAUGUAACUAAUUUAUUUUGCAAUCCAUCCUGGGAAAGGCGCACUGCACUGAGUUAGGGAGAAGGAUAGGGUGACAGGGGGAGCGCUAUGAGCAAAAGAAGAGAACAAAUUACUCAGCCAGCUACUCAUUUGCCGAUGAACAAAAAUUCUGAUCCUGCCUUCAUCUUUAGAGUAAGGGACUGUUGCACCGCACAGGGCACUUAGCACAAAGGCAUUCUGGGAAAUGUGUCCAGCUCUAGUCUGGGGUUCUCGUGUGUCUUGUUGUGCCACAUCCAGGGGGUGCCACAGUCACACUUUCUCUCUUUUUGUAUACAAGUACCCAGACUUGUAUGAACUUUCUCUUGAUUUCCCUGUUAUGAUGUCCACUUUGUGGCGAGCGUGUCCCUUGUCUCUCACACGCAAACACAAACACACACACACAAACACACACACACACACACGCAGCUGGCACACUUAGUGACUUUAACUGUUGUAAUUCCAGAUGAGUUUUUCUUUUUGAUAUCAGACUAUUUACGCCAGUGUUAACUUUUCUAGCAGGUUGAUUGUUAACCUGUCAUGUAUGGUAGUUUUAAAUUUUUUUUUUUUUCGUUUUACUUGUUUCAGUUGCAACAUCACAGUCUUCAUGUCUCCUGCCAGGCAGCGUGUUUGUGUUAAAGAUGGCACUUUACUGUAAUAUAUGUAUUAUGUUUGAAUUAUAGACAGUGGUUGUCCAACUUUUGGUUUAUUUUUUUAUUUUAUUUGGUCACACUGCAGUGUGCAUCUCUGAAUCUUGUAAAUGAAUGCCAGCAUGGAAAUGAUGUUUUGAAUUUGAGUGUAAAGGCCCACUAGGACAGCUGUAACUGGUCAGUUCUGCCACUGAAUUUUCAACUUAAAUGUGAGUAAUCAUAAUAGUCAUUUAUUUGCAAAAGCUUCAAUCUUGUACAUUGGCUUAUUCAAAAACAUAAUUAUGUUUUUGUAAGUAAAUCUAUGUCUGGAAGGAUAAGGACGUGUUCCAAAUAAUCUAAACGUUUGCAAUUGCAUUUGAAUAUUGGAUGUAUUUAAAGUUUUUCCUUUCUUUUUUUAAAAAGAAAUCGCUUUCUCUUUUAAUGUUUACCUCGCAUAAUUACCAACGCUACUAUGUUCUUAGUAUUUGAAGCAUUUUAUUUGCAUUUGAAAUCACUAAAAAUGGUAAGACUGACCUGGUGGCUGUUAAAGUAAAAUGUGCAAUGGUUGAGUCUUAAUUGAUGGCAGAGGAGUAGCAGGGCAAACUGAGCUACUGGUGUUUACUGUUUUGUUUAUGAUGAAAAUGUCAUUAUUCUUUUCAGUGGUUCAGAGUGUUUUUGAAUCUGUCUGUCUUAGGACCAACACCAAACCUUGUGUAUGGAUAAAGACACUUUAUAGAGUCAUAUUUUAGUAGUGUUAGGAGAGAUGACAGUCUCAAGUUCUAGGCUCUUAAAAGCUUGUGCGUGUUUAUGAGCUCGCAUUUGCGUUUUAUCUCCACCGUAUGUUCUGUACUGUUUGGCUCACUCCUCUCUUCAUCUUUCUGCAAAAAGGGAAACUGCGAGGCACUUUGUCUCGUCAGCACAUCAGACCAACAGAAUUCACAUUUCAACGCUCUUUGAACUUUGGAUAAAGGGAUCUCUGGCAUUCUUGAAUUCUUUGGGAGGAGGAUGAUGGUCAUUUUCUGACCCUCCCAUCAUGUAUACAACCCUUUUUAGAAGAACCACCAAGGUCUGGGUUCCAGUUUCUUUUGAACCCUUUGGAGCGAUUCCUUGCUGGAUCUGUAACUGUAUGGUCUUGUAUAUGAAGUAAUUUUAUGUACCUUUUUAAUUUGUAUCUUAUCUAUUUUUGUGGACAGCUGGCAUGAUGUAAAAAUAAGGACUUAUACUCUUAGUAUUUGCACACAUUCUCUUCAUGGCGCGCCUUUUGUGAGGACAAAAGAAACUUGGUUGGUAUAACAUCCCUGCUGAAUGUUUAGUCCUUGGUAAACUUUAAAAAUGCUGUUAAUAUUUUUCCAUGUGAUGUCCAAUGCUUUGGAGCUUAUAUGAGACCGUAUAUGUCCCUUUGCUGUAUAUCGAGUAGCCCGAAACAUUAACAGUUCUAAUGAUUGAAAGUAGAGGAAGACACGAUGCAGAGAGAUAGUUAUUCUUAGGGAGUGUUUUAUGGAGAGCAGAGCGCAUCUGCCAACUUUGUCCAAAUCUUUUGAAUCCUGCAACCAAAAGGAAAUUUGAAAUAUGGCCUUUCUUCAAAGUGUAGUGCGGGUGUAUGUCUUUCAAUGAGGUGCAUUUAUUGUCCUGUGCGAUGCAUAAAAAUGAGCACCAAAACGUCUGUGAGAGAGAGAUUUGAAUGUGUAGAUAUUUAUUGAAAAAAAAAGGCCACUUGUAAACUGACGACGUGGACCACAGGGAGGAGAAUUUAGGGAUCAGGGUUUUCAGAUAUGAACAGUAACGCCUCUCGUCAUUGCUUUUACCUUAGAUUAGAACAAAUUGACUGUAGUCACACGAUUAACGUUGCGUUGGCUCAUCACAUUUGAUUUAUUUUGACACUACUGUUUUAAGGAAGUUGAAAAAGGUUGCUUUAAGAGAUGUUGAAGCCUCACAGGGUUAACUAUGGCAGGGCAGAGUUACAGCAGGGUGUGUAAACGGGAAGGUAGAUGCAUGCAAGCGGUUUGCUACAUUGCUGGAUUAAUCAAAGUGUCUAUUAUAGACACUUUGGCAUUUUAUUGGAAACAGCACGGAGCAUGUAGAGCUUGUUUGAGAUAGGUAAGGAUAGUCUUAGCUUAAGUUAGACCGCAUCUGGCUCAGCUGAGGUUUGAAUGUAAGGGCUGUGGAUGCUUUGGAAUGUAAACCCACACGCUUGCUUGCUGCCCUGUCAAAUCCACAUUGAGCAUUCUCGAACACGACUUUUAUUGUGCGCAAAACUUUUACAUUGUAUCUUCAAUCAACCGGAAUCGUCUCUUGAUCGCUACGUUGGAAAUGUAUUUUAUUUUUGUAAGGAGAGAGGUAUUAUUCAGAGGAGGAGAGAGAAUCAGAGAGGCAAAAAAAAAACAGCCUUGAGAUUUUCACGAAAAUGAGGGCUUGUCACGUGUACAUUGGCCUUAUUUUGUGUAGGAGACAUUGCUUCACUAUUGUAGCACACAAACUGAAAAUUUUGACAAAUGUAUUUUGCUUGAAAUAUUGUACCGAAGUUAUAUAUGUGUAUAUGUAUAGUUUUAUGAAUGUAUUUCUUAAUCGUUACACCAGAACCGAGUGUAAUGUUUUUGUCAUCUUGUUUGCUAUACCGUCUCUUUGAAGACCUUCCUGGGACCUCGCCUGCAUUGGUUUUAGGCAGCCCCUACUUUUACUGCACUGUAUACUGUAUGUCUUAUUCUUUAUGUCUUCAUUUGAAAAGAACAGCUCUGUGGUUGAAAACGAGCAUGUGGCGAAAUGCAUUGUAAUUUAUUUAAAUCGCCGCGAUUUGUUUCAAACAGAAAGGAUUGCACCCCAACACACACACACACACACACACACACACACACACACACACACACACACACACACACACACACACACACACACACACCUACCAAUUAACUUUAACUUGAUUCUAUCAAGCUGAUGGAAUUGUUAGAUUUUUGUACUUUGAACUUACAAAUGUUCGCCGCAUGGUUACUUUGAUGAGUUUGUUGUAUUUACUCUUUAUGGUGAUAUGAUUAUUAUAAAAAAUUAUGAUAAUGACACAUGAUGAGGAAGUUAAUUAGACCCAGUUCAGUCUCAAAGGGAAUUCAUUGUAUCUUAAAGUAGCAUGGACUUAGACUUCCACUUUCUGAAAUACUUCUUCUGGCAAUAACCAGAAGAGGCGGUAGCCUCUACUGUUGCUGGGGCCUUGGCUUCCGUCUCGCUCAUUACAGUUGGGUUGUGCAUAUAUAUAUAUAUAUAUAUAUAUAUAUAUAUAUAUAUAUAUAUAUAUAUAUAUAUAUACACGACCUUCCACUUCCAGGAUUGCCCCCUUGCCACCUGAAAUGUUCCACCAAAACAAGUUCCUUCCUGAGGCUUUUUUCCAGCGGCACCGGGGCUCCAUGCAGCGCUUAGCGCCUCCCAAGACGAUUGCGAUUGGUUUGAGGAAAUUACAAUAAACCAAAGCACGUUUUUCUCCCAUGCUGUGUCAACUCACGAGACCCUCCUCCACAGUGCUGUGGAGGAAGGUCUGGCAAAGUGAGACUAGGUUGUGUGUGACCUCAGGCUGAAUCUACAUCAGUUCACCACGAUGACAAAUUUCAAUUUGAAUCACAUUUUGAAGCACUAGAAGCAAUUUAGGCCUAACAGAGCAUGCAAUGCAUUGUGAAUAACUGCUAUUUUAUAAUAGCCCCCCCCAUCAGCAAGAGUUUUUAAUUAACUUUCUUUCAUUUUCUAAUGACGCAUGCAUUCCAAAUGUCUGUUUGCCGAUGUACGAGAGCAAAACACACAUAUACUGCUAAACUGAUGGGGCAAAUUGGAGUUUUAGCUGCUGAUUAUGCCAGUUUGUCUUCAUCCACAUCUAUAAAUGUGGGUAGUCACAGCACAAGUUUCCUGAGUAGCCAUUUUGUCCUUUUUAACUGUCUGUCAAACUAUAUUAAGGCCACUGUAGCUCCCCUCCCCACUAUCAAGACAACCUUUAUCUUAUCAAGCCCAGCAAAGCACAUUUAACUUCCAAAACCGAGGUGAAUCUUUGAAUAGUGUUGACUUGAUUGGAUGGACCACAAUGACCCAAGCACAUAGAGUAAAUGGAUGCCAUGGAAACAAAUCUGAAGAUGGAUAAAAGCAUCUGGUGAAAUAAAACAAAACAUUCAGCCCAGUUAAAUUGGAUUGCCGGUGUUGGUAGAUGAGCGGUUGUCUUUUCUUAACCAGCCUUAACCUUUCCACGAGGAGCGUUCACAGAGCACGUUUCAAAAGGGCAAAGCAUAGCAGAUCGCUGAUGAAAGGAUGCUUAUGAAGAAGAAAGAGGGAGCUGUAAUUUUAUACCUGUGCUUUGUAAAUGUUUUCUAUGUGCAGUAUUUGAUAAUGUAAAACUGGUAUUUUUGUGGUUUGUACGCUGCAGAAUUGAUUACUUAAGGUGCACGUAGUUUUGUAAGAAAAUGGAACCAAACUGAGGAAAAAACUAUUUUGGAUUCAGAAGCCUGUAUUUGCAUGCCCUUUGCCAUCUGGACGCAAAGUCAAUAAAGUUUAUUUGAAUCACAAA